Lingula anatina is the source of this 1554-nucleotide messenger RNA. Its product is annotated as proton-coupled folate transporter. Gene Ontology annotation, biological process: transmembrane transport. The record is from RefSeq and is a predicted model, not a curated record. Gene Ontology annotation, molecular function: transmembrane transporter activity. Lineage: Eukaryota; Metazoa; Brachiopoda; Lingulata; Lingulida; Lingulidae. Gene Ontology annotation, cellular component: membrane.
AUGAUGCAAGAUGUGGAACCACUCCUGGCCGCGUUGGAAUAUUCCGACCGGUUUCACAGGUCGGUGGAGGAGGAAAGAAGGAAGGGAACAUAUAAAGAGGAUAUCAGUCCUGCAAUAGCCGGUCCCAGAGUUAUCCCAAAGAGAAAGGUCAUCGUGGAACCAGCUGUGUUAUUGUACUUCCUGGCAGGCUCUGCUUGUGGCCCAUUGACGACACUAUACAUGUACCAAAGAGUCGCUGAAAGUGGUGUCAACUUAGAGCAGCUCAUCCAGCAAGAAGCCGCCAGAUGGAACAUGUAUCUAGGCAUUGCCACUAUGUUCCCAAGCGUGAUCGCCACCAUCAUCUUUGGAGCACAUAGUGAUAAAGCAGGACGGGUUCCAUGCAUUCUCUUACCCUGUAUAGGCGGAGCACUGGCUCUCGGUAUUAAUGCCAUCAUCAUAUUUUUAGACCUCCAACUGUAUUAUAUGUUGAUCAGUAACUUUGUGUCGGGGUGUUUUGGCGGUUACACCACAUUGCUGUUAGGUUCGAUGGCUUAUGUAGCUGACACAACCACCGAGGAUCAGCGGGCAUUCAGAAUCUUCGUCAUAGAUGGCAUGCUGAUGUUCGGAGCCGCAUUGGGGGAAGUAGGGGUUGGGUACUGGAUCCACGCCAGUCCUAACUUUCUGUGGCAGACCGUUGCCAUUACUGUAAUGUUUUUCGUAGCUGGGCUGUACGCGUUUUUCUUCAUCCCCGAGACAGUCAUCAAGGACCCCUCUGCUCGGUUAUUGGAUAAGAGGAACUUCACCGAUGUCUUCACCGUUUAUCUUCCCAAGAAAAGCGACCCGCAGAGAGCGUGGCGACUCCGCGUGCUCUUCGUCACGCUCUUGUUCGUAGCAACCGCGCAAUCGGUACAGGUGAACACCAUAGAGAUCCUGUACCAGAUUUCAGAGCCUCUCUGUUGGACGUCUGUUCUAGUAGGGAUUUACCUUGCCUGUGUGACGCUGUUUAUGGCUAUUGGGGGUGUGGGCGGACUGUUCUCAAUGCAGAGGUGCGGUGUUCCAGAUGCCGGUAUUGCCAUGGUGGGCAUAAUGAGUGCGGUUGCCGCCAAAAUCUUGGAAGGAUUUGCCACAAAAACUUACAUGAUGUUUCUAGUUACCGUAGUUGGCAUGUUAGCACUUCUGAUCGUACCUAUGAUUCGAGCUAUGAUGUCCAAAGCCGUGGAUCCCAAAGAACAAGGAACACUGUUUGCCAGCGUAUCAUCUAUUGAGACGCUCUGUUCCCUUCUAGCCAACGUGAUCUUCAACUCUAUCUACUCCGCUACUGUGGCGAUCUACAAGGGAAUUGUCUUCUUCAGUAUAGCGGGCGUGUUUAUGGUGGCGUUUCUUAUUCUUGUGAUAUACAACAUCGGUGCCCGGACGCCAUCUUACGCAGAACUCAAGGAGAUCCAGGAGGACGAGGAAACGUUUAUCAGUGCAAAGUAUUUCAAGGAGCCAGUCUAUGGUUCGACGAAACCGGGAGGCGACUCGGGGCGGGGCACUAUCAGAGACACAUGGAGGGAGACAGAAGCAGAGUUUUAG